Messenger RNA from Rhinichthys klamathensis goyatoka, 2813 nucleotides. It is a transcript of the gene nrg2a, whose product is annotated as neuregulin 2a. Gene Ontology annotation, molecular function: signaling receptor binding. NCBI's taxonomy places the organism in Eukaryota, Metazoa, Chordata, Actinopteri, Cypriniformes, Leuciscidae. Gene Ontology annotation, biological process: intracellular signal transduction; nervous system development; animal organ development. The transcript has 9 exons. The coding region runs from base 386 to 2326 and encodes 646 amino acids. The record is from RefSeq and is a predicted model, not a curated record.
GGUAUAUAUGUGGGUGUGUGAAUGUGUGCUCCAGCGGGGUGGAUUUGCUGCAGCUGGCUGUGACCAUCAGAGCUGGUGCAAGAGGGGCAGUCGGGCUGGUGCUGCUGUUUCUGGGUGGGGUCGUCCCAGAUCUGAAGCCCCACAUCUAGCGAUCUCUUUCUGUCUGCCAGCUCGCCCCAAGAACCGCAAUGCCGCAAUUUCACGCCCGGUAGUGUGUGAGGGCGGCCUUGUUUGAGUCCUGACAACUGGCUCCAAGGUAUGUGUGUGUGUAGGGCAGUUUGAGAAGUGUGCAAUGGAGAUUUCGUACUGGACACGUUAGCCCUAUGAGCGCUUGCGGAGGGAGCACGAGCAGGGAGGGAUCGAGCAGGAUUUGGACAAGCCUCCGAUGGACCCAGAUGUGUCUGUCUAUCCGCUGCCCGUCCUUCUGGUGUCUCUUUGUCAGGGGCAGAGCGUUGGGCUCGUAUCAGGGGCUGGAGGUGAGCGUUUCCCUCCGCCACAGCCGACCCCGCGCCGCCCUCCAAGGUCCUGCUGCCGGGGAGCAUGCGGAGGAAGAGCCCUGCUCCUUGUACCCGCUUUGCUGCUUCUGCUACUGGGACUCGGAGCCUGUUUGCUGCUUCUCCGCCGGGCUUUGAUUCAGGGAGCUGGUCGUAGCAGGGAACCCGACUGGCUGGAUCUUCUCAGGGGAGAGGAUGAGGAGGAGGGGCUCAGCACAGAUGAUGCUCCACGGACGCACGGCAGUCCCGUCUCUUCCUUCCGAUGGUUCCCUGAGUCUCUUCCCACGCUCACCCCGGGCACGGCCUCCUCCGAGCCUACCUCCAGCCCAACGAGCACCCUUGCCCUUGCCCUCACGCCGCCCAGCAGCGCCCCACCCCCUCUGGUAACCACAACGUUUUCUACCGGUUCGGGCCACGCCAGAAAAUGCAACGACACAGAGAAGGCAUACUGCGUGAAUGGCGGUGACUGUUACUACAUACAUGGUAUAAAUCAGUUUUCCUGCAAGUGUCCAAAUGACUUUACUGGUGAUCGCUGUCAAACCUACGUUAUGGCCAGUUUCUACCAAUCUCUUGGGAUUGAAUUUAUGGAGGCAGAGGAGCUCUAUCAGAAGAGAGUCCUGACAAUCACCGGCAUCUGUGUGGCUCUUUUGGUGGUGGGCAUAGUCUGUGUGGUGGCCUACUGCAAAACCAACCUCCCCCCCAGGAAACAGAGGAAGAAGAUGCACAAUCACCUGAGGCAGAACCUUUAUGUGGAUCAUCCCAACCGAAACCUGGCCAACGGACCCAAUCACCCAGGCCCAGGCCCUGAGGAGAUACCCAUGGUAGAUUAUAUCUCCAAAAAUGUACCGGCAACUGAGAGGGUCAUUAGACACGGAGCAGAGGCACCUUUUCCAGGCAGCCGGCAGUCUUCCAGAUCCCACAACUCCUCCACCCGGGCUCAUUCCUCCACUCACAGACAUGAAGGGAGAACGUGGAGUCUGGAGCGAACAGACAGCGUCCUCUCCGACUGUCCUUCCGACAUGAUGUCGUCCUCAGUGGGGACCAGUAAAUGCAACAGUCCUGCGUGCAUGGAGGCUCGGGCCAGACGUGCCGCACACUGUGGCUUUACUGAGCCCCACCGGCCGGCCCUGCAGUACGGCGACUCUUUCGACUCGCUUGGGGACUCUCCGCAUAGCGACAGGUACGUGUCAGCAUUGACCACGCCGGCUCACCUGUCUCCCGUGGACUUCCAUUACUCACUGCCCCCGCAGGUGCCUACCUUCCAGAUCACGUCUCCCAACGCCAGCCACGCCAUGUCUCUGCCCCCCGCCGCACACGCUCCCUACCCCCCGGAGGAGGACCAGCCGCUGCUGCGGCGCUACCAGGUGCCACUGCACGAGGCACGGGGCCACGAGCCCUACCGGCAGCAGCAGCGUGGCAGCUACCUGCGGGACAGCACGGGCAGCCUUCCCUCCAGCCCCUACCGGCUGGCUCAGGAGGAAGAGUACGAAAGCACCCAGGAGUACCUCUCCUCCAUGGAGCAACCAAAGAGAAGCAGUCGCCGCUGGCGCAGGUCCAGACUCAAUGGCCACGUGGCGCCACGUGGCUACCAACCGUCCCGGGACUUGGGCUCACGCACCUGCCUGUCGGACAGUGAUUCGGAGGAGGAGGAAGGUGAGAGCACGCCCUUCCUCAGUAUGCAGAAUAUGAACGCCGCCGAGCCCUCCGCCCUCUACAGGCCCGUGCCCGACACACGGACUUCUCACGCCCAGAGCGGGCGGCACGGGCCACGUGCCAACACACAGACCAGACUGACGCACUCGCGCCCCAAACUGGACAAUGCACCCCACUAGAGAGACCACCACCUAUCCACAAAAAAACCCGAUCUACUAUAGACAUGCACCUAUAAGAAAUAUUUUUAUUUUAUAUAACUGACAGAUAUUAUAAACAAAUGAAAUAUUUAUUUUCAUUUUAGCAAAAGUUGUCUACUAGUUAACAGCAAAGACUUUUUUUAUAGGGAAAACUCUAUUUAUAUGUACAUUUUGAUUUACAGCAUAAAAAAGAUGUGCCAAUUUUUUCACAACUUAAAAAAAAAAAAUAGAGUAAUAUUGUGGUGCCUUUUGCUGUAUGCUGAUGCCAGAGGGCCAGUGGAGUUUUUUGUAGCCUUUCUUAUACGGACGCCUCAUUUUUUAUACUCGUUUACUCUUUUGUUGUCUCUUUUUGGCCUUUUUUUCCUUUCCUUUCCUUUCCUUUCAAGGUUGUGUUUUUUGGGAGCUGACCCCCAUUUGAACUGUGACAUCCCCCCUCCACCGUCAUGCAAUAUAAACCACUCUAACAUAA